Monomorium pharaonis (pharaoh ant) is the source of this 1311-nucleotide messenger RNA. It is a transcript of the gene bic, whose product is annotated as transcription factor BTF3 homolog 4. Lineage: Eukaryota; Metazoa; Arthropoda; Insecta; Hymenoptera; Formicidae. Gene Ontology annotation, cellular component: cytosol; nascent polypeptide-associated complex. The transcript is spliced from 4 exons. The record is from RefSeq and is a predicted model, not a curated record. The coding region runs from base 241 to 801 and encodes 186 amino acids.
ACUCGGACGUAGAGAUCGCGAGUGAGGAACGAGAGAGCGUACGCUUCCAUUUUCUCGAGCAUCCCGGGCAGGUCGGAGAGCACGUGUCGCGUGUAGCCGGUGUCCCCGCGCCCGCCGACAACGUUGAUUUGCUCGCUGUGAGAGGAAAGAUUUCACGUGGAGCAACGUACUAGUCGCAGUGAGACCCGCUCGCCUACGCGCGUCCGUCCCCCGUCCGUGCGCGGCAGAGGUUAAAAAAGCAUGAAUCCCGAGAAGCUGAAGAAGCUCCAGGCCCAAGUGCGAAUCGGCGGCAAGGGUACACCCCGACGCAAGAAGAAGGUUGUACACGCGACCGCUGCCACAGAUGACAAAAAGUUACAGAGUUGUCUAAAGAAGCUUUCUGUAAAUACAAUUCCUGGAAUAGAAGAGGUUAAUAUGAUCAAAGAUGAUGGCACAGUCAUCCAUUUUAACAAUCCAAAAGCCCAGGCUAGUCUGUCUGCUAAUACAUUCGCAAUCACCGGUCAUGGAGAAAAUAAACAGAUAACCGAGAUGUUACCAGGAAUAUUGAGCCAGCUUGGCCCCGAGGGUCUGACACAGUUGAAACGAUUAGCGAGUACAGUUGCUGGAAGUGGAGUCGGGAAAACCACUUUGGAAGAGGACGACGAGGUGCCUGACUUAGUGGAGAAUUUCGAUGAAGCUAGCAAAGAGGAGGUGGCUCCCAAAAAGGAACUGGAUGAAAAUGACAAACCUAAUGGCGAGAAGAAAGAUGCCAUUAUUAUCGAAGAGAAGAAAGAAGCCCCGUUAGCUACACCUGAAGCUUAAGAAUGAAUACUAAGAUAUUUCGUAUAACAAAGUUGUAACAAAUAAGUAAUUGAGUCAAGAAAAACUUGUGACACAGAAACAAUGAAGCAUAACUAUACAUACAUUACAAACACUUGACAUACAUCCCAUGAUACUUGCUAAUACAAGUAACAGUUGACAAGAAAUAAAAAAGCUGUUACAAAAAUCAAAAGGAUUUCUCAGAGGUUUUUUUAUCAUUUUGGUGCUCUACCAGUAAAAUAGUCUUUGCUUCGAAUUUUAGUGGAGAUGUUUUAUAGCCUUUAAUUAAUAUGUGACGCUUUAACUAUUCAAAAUGUCAAUGAAAACUCGAGUAUUUAACUCGAUUAUAAAGAAUUGUAACAAACUUAAUAUUAUGCUACAAAUUUUGUUAUUAUACAUAUUGAUGUGAGAGAUGCGUAGUAUUUUUUCUUUAAGAAAUCCAGUGACUUUUAAUUGUGUAUUAUGUUGAAUUUUUAUUUUAGUUUGGUCAAAUAAAAUGUCAAUAAUAAUAUA